AUGCGUUUGAAGACCGCUCCGGUUCUAUUAUGUUCCGUAUUGCUUGCCCUCUUAGGACACAUUCAUGGUGUUUCUGCUAUUUUUGGAGGCAAGAAGUCAGAAUCCAUUAAAUUUGAGAACGUUACGAUAACAUCAAACAAUACUAUCUCCAAUAUCGAUGGUCCCACUACUGUGAUAGAGACACUUGAACCACCGUCAAUACUUGUAGUAGACAAGACACCGUCGAGACCAGUUACUGGAUUUCUGUAUAAACUCUCAUAUAACUGCACAACUGGUUCUGGCACCACGACACCCCCCAAAAUAUACGACAAUAGCAUCGCUUUAAUUGAUAAUGACGGUUGUCGUUCUGAUGCUAUCAGUUAUGCAGAAAGGCAGAACGCCAAUGGGGCAAUUAUCGUUAUUCGGGCGGGUACUGGGGAAAUUUACUCGAAAAUUACAAUAUAUCCGUCUCCUAAUAUCCCUACGUAUCAGAUCGCGUCCCCCUACGUAGACAAGCUUACUAACAUUCUCAAUAGUAUGCAAAAUGGUGGACUUACAAAUGAUUCGAGACCUGUCAGACAGAUAAGGGUUGAUAUGGAACCAUCUUCAAAGGGCUUCCCUGGGAUAUGGGAGUUUACCCUGAUUGUGGUCGUGGUACUAUUUGCAGUAACAUGUGCAACAUCAGUUGCUAUGCACUGUCAUCUUUACCGCCUACGCCGACGCCAGCGAUCUCGAGAUUUGGCUGCACACACAAGCCGUCCAUAUGGCUUGAAAAUCUUGAGCCUUACUCACGAGAUGUUGGAUAAAUUACCCGAUGGGCAAAAUUCCGGGCUGAUGGAUAUGCAAAAGGAUGGGCAAGUGGAUAUACAAAAGGCUGACGAGGGAAUGGAAAACAAAGAUAUAGAAGAACCUGAGAGAGAAAAGGGGGUCGGUGAGCAUCUGGAUGACAAUAAACCAGAAAAAGAGCAGACAUUAUUUGUUGAAGUUAAUAGCGAGCGGAUAACAGAUAGUGAUAAAGAGGAUCAAACAUCCUCGCAGAUUUCGCCUGCACCUUCUUCUCCUUUGGCCGAAUCUUCGUCCCGGUUACCUUCGAAAUCCGAAACCUUACCCUCACGUCGCAUAUCCAUGCGAUCAAUUCGGUCGACUCGGUCAACUAAAUCCGAACGUUCGCUUCGUGCUGUUGCUUCAGCGUCUGCGUUGGCGAGUGGUCAGGGUGUAAGCGGUAGCGGCGUUUCAGAAGAUGGUCAGGGAUACUCGGAGACAUGUGCGAUCUGUUUGGAAGAUUUCGGUGACGGAGACGAGUUGAGACAGUUACCUUGUGGGCAUGAAUAUCACAAAGAAUGUGUUGACCCUUGGCUAUUAGAGAAAUCGUCUCAAUGUCCGCUCUGCAAACGUGAUUGCUUUCCGGAUUCUUCUCCCUUGUCCUCUAAUGCUUCGCUUCCACAAUCUGCCUUUGCAUCCAUUUCGUCUGCCAAUAAUGUUUACAUUUCAGCCAUGCUCUCGUGGUCUCCGAUUGUGUCUCUAGCUCGCUCGCUUCGUAAAGUACGUAAUGUUAUACGGCGAAGGCGCAACGUCAGGUGGAUGGCAAAUGAAGUAGAAAAUGAUGAGAGGUUGCCCGAACCUGUUACCGCUGUGCCGUCGAGUGGAGAGAGGAGCGUGACAUCAGAGUCGAGAAGGGGCAGUGAGGAUUAUAGAAAUGUUAGAGCAGAAAGCAUAGACAAUAAUGCGGGAGAAGUAAGAAUUGGAGUGUUAUAA
Paraglomus brasilianum is the source of this 1734-nucleotide messenger RNA. Lineage: Eukaryota; Fungi; Glomeromycota; Glomeromycetes; Paraglomerales; Paraglomeraceae. The record is from the annotation of a GenBank genome assembly.